GAAGAGGAGGAACUGUGGAGCAGUCAGGAGGGAGAGCAGCUUCAAGGGCUGGAGGAGGCUGAUAUCACCAAGUUCACAUUCACUCCUGUCCCUGUGAAGAGUGAAGAUGAUGAAGAGAAACCUCAGUCUGAGGGACACCACUGUGGAGGACCAGGACCAGUGCCCGGAGACUCUGAUCCAGAUUUAGAACCAGAUACUGAGGACAAAAAGUCGGAUGAUUCUUUAGUCGCUGAGAUUGAAGUCAGUAUUGAUGACUGGAAGGAGACCAGAGAACCUCAAAAUGAUGAUGUCUCUGUCAACGAUUUGAAAAGUAGCACUGGUGAAAAACCAUUCAGCUGCUCUGACUGCGGGAAAAGAUUUGGUAAAAAAGCGAGUCUGAGGAAACAUAUGAGCAUUCACACAGGAGAAACUUUCAACUGCUCAGUUUGUGACAAAACAUUCCCCCGCAAGGACUACUUAGUUUAUCACAUGCGCAGCCACACAGGAGAGAAACCGUACAGCUGCUCCGUCUGUAAGAAAGAUUUCACCCAGAGUGGAAAUUUACACGAACACAUGAGAAUCCACACGGGAGAGAAACCGUUUGGCUGCUCUGUGUGUGGCAAAGAAUUCACCGGAAGCGCGAAUCUGAGGAAACACAUCAGAACACACACAGGAGAGAAACCGUUCAGCUGCUCCCUCUGCGAGAAAUCUUUUGCCCAAAGUGGGAAUUUACAGCUGCACAUGAGAGUCCACACAGGAGAGAAACCCUUCAGCUGCUCCAUUUGCGGGAAAGGAUUUAUCGGAAGCGGGAAUCUGAGCAAUCACAUGAGAGUCCACACGGGAGAGAAGCCAUUUGGCUGCUCAGUGUGUGGGAAAGAGUUCAUUGAUAGUAGAAAUCUGGGGAAACACAUGAGGAUUCACACGGGGGAGAAACCAUUCAGCUGCUCUGUCUGUGAGAAGUCUUUUUCACAGAGUGGUAACUUACAGCUGCACAUGAGGAUUCACACUGGAGAGAAACCGUUCAACUGCUCAAUGUGCGGGAAGGAAUUCACUGGAAGUGGGAAUUUGAGGAAACACAUGAAAACGCAUAAGGGGGAGAAACCUGUCGGCUGCUCCAUGUGUGGAGAUACUUUAAAUGACGAUGUUGAAAGUCAUGAGUGUGCUUUGAAAAGCAGCAGCAGCAAAACUGCGGGUUCGGAUGAAACUCUGGAGCCACAGACAGUUGAAACCGCUCUGGACAUGUUUGAAAUGAGAUCAUCAGAGUAAGAAAGUUGUUUUUCUUCUGCUGUGAACAAGCAGCAUUCAGUGUUGGGUGUUGGUUCACUCUGUGCAUGAAGGUAAAAAGAGAAAAAGGUGAAUGAUAGGAGCAAUUUAUGCAGAUGAAGUAAAUGUAAAUGCACAAUUGGACACACAUUUCCAAUGGACACAACCGGAAUGACACAAAAUACACAAAUUAUUUUUCCAAGAAAAUAUCAAUAAAUGUCUGAAAAAUCAUGUUUAAAUUUUUAAAAAGUUGGUAAAUUGUCCAAAGAACAAAGUCCAAGAAAUGUUGAUGAAAAUAAUAUUAUAUUAAAUUGUCCCAUAAAGUGUUUUAAAAAACAUUUCCAAAAACAAAGUAAAUUUAAAAAAAAAAAGCUGUUGAUAAAAUAUUCAGAACACAUUAUUAAAAUUUCAGAAAAAUGUUAAUAGAAUAACCAAACACAGUUUUCAAAAGUAAAAAAAAGAUAAAAUGUCUAAAAGAUAAUAUUAAAUUGUCCAAUAACAUAUGAAAAAAAUGUCUGAAAAAAAUUAUAAUAAAAUGUCUGAAAAAAAUGACAUGAAUAGUGCAAUUUCACGUCAAAUGCUUAUUUGCAAAAAUUGAAAAAUCUAAACUUCAGCAACAGAUUCAUAUUGUGAUAGUCAAACAGCAUUGGAUCCUCCAGGAACGUAUGACACCUUUUUGUAUCUUUUUGGCACUCACUUUCAUGCUCGUGUGAUGGGAGUUAAUCACGCAUAUCAACCAAGUCAACAUAAAAUAUUCUAGUAUUCAAACUUGCGGGAGUAACACCAUAUGAAUUUUCGCGCAUGAGACGCAUAGUGGUUAUUUUCAUAUUUUUCUAGUGUAUUCAUUAAAGUCCAUAUUUUGUUUCGUUCGUAACCUGAUGUUACAAGAAGAACACCUUUGAGGGAAUUUCUUCAAUUAGACACAAAUGUCCACUUGGACUGAGGAAUAGAUUGAUAAUUUCUUGCUUUAAACAUUAUUUGUACUGUUUUAAAUCAAACCAAUCCCAGAAUUUUAAUGAUAUGACUUUGAAACAGUGUGCUCGUGUGCUCCCUAUGUCUAACAUUAUAAGAUCUGGUAAGAUGAGCGACAGUAAAUGACAUGUAGUGAUUUGUGGUCCAGUUUGUGUCUUGAUUUUCCCCUAACUGCGAUGCUCCUAAUGUCUGACAUUAUGUAUGAUCCUAAUGGCUUUUUUUGUAAUGUAUAUAUUUUGUAAUAUGUAUAUAAAUUGCUAUUGUAGGUGUUACCCUCAGACCUCCACACAGUAAUUAAGAGAUAUAGUGAUUUAUGGUCCAGUAUGUGUCUUGAUUAAAUAUGACUUAUUUGAGGUUUUCAGCUGAUUUCGUGAUUCAUUAUCACUCCCAGAAAUUUAUUUUCACACAUUUAUCCAUAUUGACAUCAUUGGAAGUUGCACUUGCAUAGCAAUAUUUCAGUUUCCAAAUUUAGUGACAGUUUGUUUUUGUCAAAUCGUCUUUUCAGUUUAUUAUUUCUGUUGUGAUCUUCGUAGAAGCAUAAAAUAUUUUCAGUGUUUCCUGAUUUAUUAAACAGCAUUUAUGUUUUUUUUUUGUACAGGAGACGAGUUGGUUGAAUCAAAAAAAGCAGUGUGAGUGUUUCCCAAACUUAAAUGACUUAAUAAAGAGCUGCUUCAUUCACUCCA
Molecule: messenger RNA, 2897 nt
Organism: Epinephelus lanceolatus (giant grouper)
Lineage: Eukaryota; Metazoa; Chordata; Actinopteri; Perciformes; Serranidae
Source: RefSeq, a predicted model, not a curated record